CAGUGUCGUUUGACAGCAGUUGUGAAAUGUUUUUCUAUCGUCCAGCUGUGUGAACACCCAUACACAAAGCUCUCAGUGGCAGUGCAGACUUCAUUUAAAAAGCGGGUUUCAAGCUCCAAGAGAGUCUUUUCUCUUUCAAAUUAUACUUCGAGUCACAGAACUCCACGUACGUUUGGAGAGUAAAUGUGUCACUCACUCAGAGGUCACUGUCAGGAGAGCUGGGAAUGGGACCCGGACAGUAAAUCCCCUGAUGCUCAUGUGUCGGUGUGCCGACAGGCCGUGUAUUUCCACAUCAGCCCUCUGCUGGACAGUCAGGGCACUGCAGGCGUCAGAGGCACCAAAGGUUUCACUCAUGGUGAGCAUUACUGGGAGAUUGAGUUCCUCGAGCCUCCUUAUGGAAGCUCAGUGAUGGUGGGGGUCGGUACCCAAAAUGCACUGCUGCAUACAGGAGACCAAACGUUUGUCAACCUCAUAGGCAUGGACAGUGAGAGCUGGGGUCUGUCAUACAAAGGCUAUAUCUGGCAUAAUGGAAGGAGCCGGAAAUACACAGAAGCUUUUUAUGAAAGAAACACUGUCAUUGGGGUUCUGCUGGACUUAAGAGCAGGAACACUGACGUUCUCCCGAAAUGGAGUGAACCUUGGGGUGGCCUUCACUGGCCUGAAGAAGGUCGGCAAGGCUUUGUAUCCUCUGGUGAGCUCAACUGCUCCAGAAACUGAGCUUCAGCUGGGGUUGAGAAGCCAGAAAAUCUCCUCUCUGCAGGAACACUGCAUACACACCAUCACGCAGUCUCUUUCACAAGCUUCACCCAGUUAAAAUACUCAUGCUUUUGGCAAUACUGAGGGAGACACAAAGGAUGGGACACACCGUAGCAAAACGGAGUGAAAACGUUCUCCUGCUCCUCACUGGAUGAAGACGUCCUGAUGAAGGUCGAGCAGGACGCGGGUGAAGUUGUUGAUUGGUCCGAUGGCGCUGAGGGUCAUGGAAGCGUCCUGCGCCCACAGCAAGUUGGGCCCAAACACAACGGCCAGAUUGGCAUUGGUCAUCUUAUUGACUUCGCUCUCAGCAGAUACCUGAAGAUCCAUGACAAAAAACAAAUACUGAAGUAAGAAAAAAUAUGGAGCAAGUCUACUGUUAAAUUUAUGGCCUUCCUGAAUAGUUAUUGGCUAAUUUUAAUUUGUUUAAGCCCUAUGCAGACAAUUUUUUUUCCGAGGGAGAUUUAAAGGGCACCUAUGAUGAAAAUCGACUUUUGUAAGCUGUUAUGGACAGAACUGUGUGUAGGUAUAGUGUGUCCACUGUCAUAUUGCAGUGAUAAAAACCCAAAGUCUCUUUUUUUUUAAUUUGCUGACAUUAAAAUAGGAUCCAAAUCCCCUUCCAUUUUGAGGCCCACCGCAACGUGAUGUAAAAGUGUGGUUUUCCCCACCCACCGAAUUGAUUGACAGGCGCCAUGUUUCUAUAAUAACAUGUAUACACAAGUCCCAGAACAUUUUUUGCAAAUAAACUGGGGUUAAAAUAUCUGUUCCAACUCUCUGUGAUUUUUAUAAGUGUGUAAGUGUUUAAAACUGAAUGUUUGUAAUAAAGACAGUAAAAUUGAUAUGUAAUACUCAACCAAUAUAAUCACCACAGCCACAUGGUGUCAAUAAACGCGCAUAUAAAUGUGUGUGUGUGUGUGUGUGUGUGUAUACACUGCAAUGGGCCCUUUUUGUGAGACUCAUCAUUUCAGAAAGGCUUGAAGAAACUCCACCACAAAUACAUCAAAUAAACUUAAUCUGUAUUUUUGACUAAA
This is a messenger RNA of Danio aesculapii, 1783 nucleotides long. Its product is annotated as SPRY domain-containing SOCS box protein 3. Bases 184 to 813 code for a protein of 209 amino acids. Gene Ontology annotation, molecular function: protein binding. Gene Ontology annotation, cellular component: SCF ubiquitin ligase complex. Lineage: Eukaryota; Metazoa; Chordata; Actinopteri; Cypriniformes; Danionidae. The transcript is spliced from 6 exons. The record is from RefSeq and is a predicted model, not a curated record. Gene Ontology annotation, biological process: proteasome-mediated ubiquitin-dependent protein catabolic process.